AACAGCACAGCACAGUUAGGCUCAGACUCACAUGCAGACGCUUUACAUUAUUAACCACCAAACAUGAACCAGAAGGAAAGCACAAUGGCUGUGGGAGAAGUUAUCUACACUUUGUUGGAGGUGCUUAUUGCUGUUAGCUGCUGUCUCGGUAACAUGUUGGUUAUUUUGGCGCUGUGGACCAGUAAAAGCAUUCAACAGCCUACUUUCUGCCUUAUUGUCUGUCUGGCUGUUGCUGACCUAUUGGUUGGCUUUGUGGCCAUACCGAUGGCGGUGUUGGUGGACGGACGAGUGAACACUUCUUUCUACGGCUGUCUCUUCAUCAGCUGUGUGGUCAUCCUGUUGACCCUAGUCUCAGUUUUGUCUCUUGCGGCUAUUGCAGUGGACCGCUUCUUCCGGGUGUUUUUCCCUCUUAGGUACAAAAGGACUGUAACACAGACACAUUCUUGGCUUGUUGUUGCAGCAUGUUGGCUUGUUGCAAUACCACUGAGCUUUGCUCCCAUGCUUGGAUGGUGCAACCAUGAAACCUGGUCUAAGUCCGUCAACUCUACUAUUGUCUGCAGGUUUAUGGAUGUGAUCCCCAUGUCAUACCUGGUUUACUUCAACUUCUUUCUUUGUACCCUGCUACCUCUGUUGGUGAUGACUGUACUGUAUGCCUACCUUUUCUGGACAAUCCGAGGAAACCUUCGAGAGAAACCAGGCAACGGUGCCCAGACACAGUCGCAGAUCUAUCUAAAGAAAGAAAAACAGCUAGCAGGAUCUCUGUCUCUGGUAUUGGCUCUGUUUGCGUUGUCCUGGCUCCCUCUCCACAUAAUAAACUGUAUAUUAUAUUUUGGCGGGCGAGAUUAUGUACCAGCACAAGCUCUCUACAUAGGCAUUCUGCUUUCUCAUGCUAACUCAGCAGUAAACCCAGUUGUGUAUGCGUUCAAAAUACACAAGAUCAAGACAGCGUACCUGAAGCUCUGGAGACGGUAUAUUUCAUGUGGAGAAGAAUAUCAAGGCUCUCAGACAAGCCAGUCGACAGACAACAAUCUCAGUAGUGUGGCCAACAAAGAGUGAAGGAUUUUGUUUGUUCGGUUCUUUUUUUUAAGGAGCAGGUUUGAUUGAUUGUUGACGGUUGAACAUAAUUAAACUUUGGUCAAACAUAUUAACAUUGUGGGAAAAGUUAAGAAAGUCAGUUACAGUAUGUGAAGUUUAAAAUGAUUGAAAUCCAAAAGCUACCUUUUAAAGGAUGAGGAUGAUGUUCUGUGUAUUGAUAAAUAGAAGAUAUCUAGCCAAUUGCACUGAAAUAUCUCUAUUUUCAGGAAUCUGUUUGUGUUUGUGUGACUUGUAUGUGGGUUAAGAUGUGGAUGUGGACUGUCUAGUAGAAGGAAAUGGCCACUUCCACUGUCUUAAGAGCUUUAGUUUCAUAUCACUGUUGUGCUUCUGUUUCUAUUGGAGUUGCAGUUCUUUUGUCAAUUCCACAUAAAGCCCACACUGUGUUGGAAAUUACCUUCACCAUCUUUGAAAAGGAAUUGAACUUUAAUGACACUAGAAAGAUAAAUUCAGAUAUCUUAAGCAUUAUUGUUGUGUUGGGAAGUUGGGAACAUUCAUUUUAUGGCUUGUAGCCGUGUACACCCGACUAGAAAAAUAGAAACCCAUGUACAAUGUUCUAUAGUCAAACAGUCCUGUCCUCUUCAGGUCAUAUUAGACCGGUGUGACAUGUAUGGUAAUUUAUUUGAAUCUGUAGUUUCCAAUCCAUUUGUAUAGGAUUGGAUAGCAUAUAAAUCUUAUAAUAAUAUGUCUUCCCCCAUUGGAAAGGAAGUAGAAAAAACUAAACAUUUCAAAAGACUGCAGUCUAACACAACACCACCACAAAAUACAGCCUCAAGAAUUACCCAAAAGCUGAGUCAACUAGUCUAAACAACAUUCACACCUUACAAGCAUCACAAAGGAAGCAUUUAUUGCAGAACAGUUGUAUUGGAUAGCAUUAGGUUACGCAGAUAUUUAUAGUUUUCUGGUCAAUGUGUUGACUACAAUAUGGAAUAUCACCAAUACGUUACCAACUACCAGUUGUACUACCACAGUUAACAAGAAGCAUAAACAAUAUACUGUACAGAUGUUUUUUUUGUA
This is a messenger RNA of Etheostoma cragini (Arkansas darter), 2109 nucleotides long. RefSeq names its product adenosine receptor A3-like. Lineage: Eukaryota; Metazoa; Chordata; Actinopteri; Perciformes; Percidae. Gene Ontology annotation, biological process: G protein-coupled adenosine receptor signaling pathway. Gene Ontology annotation, cellular component: dendrite; synapse; membrane. Gene Ontology annotation, molecular function: G protein-coupled adenosine receptor activity. The transcript is spliced from 2 exons. The record is from RefSeq and is a predicted model, not a curated record. Bases 64 to 1056 code for a protein of 330 amino acids.